CUCAAAACAAAAGAAUUGGAAUGUGGCAAACUGUCUAAAGAAAUAGAAACUCUACAAGAUCAACUUAAAGAAGUAGAACAAGAGAAACAGGUACUUUUGAAAACAAUAAGGUGUCUGGUAAACUUUUACAGCUUUUAAAACAUGUUCUUUAAUAGAAAACUUUAAAGAAAGUUUAAAAUAUUUUCGGAUUGUAAAAAGCAAUCGCUCUUUUCAUCGCGGGAUAAAUGAUGAUAUAUUGUGUAUAUAUUUUUUGUCUUUAGAAUUUAAAAAAGAAAGUAGACAAAAUGCAGCAAUCCUUCGAAACUGCGAGUCCACGUGGAACAUUGAUCAACAGAUUGUUACAAGAAAGGUACAGAUUGUGCUAGAACUCCCCACCAUCAAGUAGUUUUCUGCUUGCCUGGAAUAGACAUUAGUUUUUUUCCAUAAUUAUACACCGAUUCGAAAAGUGACUUUCGUCCUUUUUUCGUCCUUUUAAGUUUUCUCUUACAUUUUCUCCUCUUGAAAUUAACCACCUUAUAAAAUACUUCAAGACCAACACUUUUAAAAAACAACAUUGAUACCCAAGAGAAGCUCAGAUUGAACCUCGCGAGUGACCUUUUAGAAUACAGGCGAAAGUCUCAGAAACACUUUAAAAUAAGUUUAUGCUAUACUGAUUUAACAAAGAAGACUGACUAGCCUCGCUUUGGUGCUUUUUGCACAUUUCAUAGGGCUAUAAUUCACUUACAUGGAGUUUUUUUCAAGUUUAAACUUUAAACUUUUACACUUUACCGUAAUAAGCAAUCUGUCUUGAAAAAUUUCUUAUUCCCCUGGUAAUACAUAAAUUGGAUUCGGUCUAUAAAUGACAUAUCAAUGGGAUUCGGUCUAUAAAUAGUACAUCGAUUCGUUUUCUUCAAUAAUUGUUUUAUACUUUUAUGUAUAUACCAGUCCUGCUCCUCUUAAACUGGAUGAAACAAUAUUGCUGUCGUCAGACACUGAUGAAAAUAUAGAAUUCGUAGAUUGCAACAGUGAAGAACAACG
Messenger RNA from Paramuricea clavata, 1017 nucleotides. The record is from the annotation of a GenBank genome assembly. Lineage: Eukaryota; Metazoa; Cnidaria; Anthozoa; Malacalcyonacea; Plexauridae.